AAGGCAACCUCCGAAGGGCCUGCCUCAAGGCCUGGCGCACAACUGGCAGAGGAGCCAAUGCAGAAACUCACCCAUGAUGACUGCGAAGCCCGAAAAAGAUAUCUUCGAAAGGGUCAGCAGUUUCAACAAAUGCCUCCGCGAGCAAGUGAGUGCCAUGGUCGGGGAGGCUCAAGCGGAGGAGCUUCCCGAGGAAGACGGUAGAACCUUCGACGAGCCCGUCACGGCUGCGGCUGCUGCUUUGGACCGCAUGGCUCUACUCAACAACACGGAGUACAAAGAGGUUUUGAGAGCGACAAUUGAGAUGCUAUUAAGGGUCAAGGAUCAAUCAGAAGAACACGGCAGACCUAUUGUUCCCAAUGACGAAACUUGCCGGGACUAG
Messenger RNA from Pyricularia pennisetigena, 379 nucleotides. RefSeq lists its product as uncharacterized. The transcript has 2 exons. Bases 74 to 379 code for a protein of 101 amino acids. The record is from RefSeq and is a predicted model, not a curated record. Lineage: Eukaryota; Fungi; Ascomycota; Sordariomycetes; Magnaporthales; Pyriculariaceae.